AUGGCGAGCAAUCUAGCUCCAAUUGCGCAGCUUCUAGAGGCGAGCUUGGAUCCCAGACAGCACAAGCAAGCCGAGGCGGCGUUGAAGCAGGAGGAAGCCAAACCGGGAUUUUCCCUCCAGCUCCUCCACAUCACAGCGUCGGAGACGUUCCCAUACAACACCCGUCUCGCGAGCGCCCUUUGCUUCAAGAACUUUAUAAAACGGAAUUGGACGGAUGAGGAGGGCCAGUACAAGCUUCCGGAGAACGAUGUGGUCACCAUCAAGCAGGAGCUGAUCAGCUUGAUGAUCUCGAUGCCCCCUGGCAUACAGUCCCAGCUCGGAGAGGCGGUCAGCGUCAUUGCGGACAGUGACUUUUGGGAAAGAUGGGACACCCUUGUCGAUGACCUGGUUUCCCGACUAUCCCCCGAUAACAUCAAGUCCAAUAUCGGUGUCUUGCAGGUGGCUCACUCCAUCUUCAAGCGGUGGAGGCCUCUGUUCCGCUCCGAUGACCUGUAUAGGGAGAUAAAUCACGUUCUUGGCAAGUUUGGGCUACCAUACCUGGCACUAUUCGAGUCACUUGAUGCAUAUAUCGAGAAAAAUAAAGACAACAAGGAGAAUCUGGCCCUAGGAUUUACCCAGCUUAACCUCAUGGUCAAGCUGUUCUAUGAUCUAUCCUCGCAUGAUCUGCCGCCAAUGUUCGAAGAAAAUCUGGGCGCCAUUGCAACAUUGUUCCUCAAAUAUUUGAUGUACGACAACAAGCUUUUACACACAGAUGGUGAUUCGGAGUCCGGCGUUCUGGAAUUCGUCAAGGCGGGCACCUUCGAGGCCCUUACUCUCUAUGUUCAAAAGUAUCUCGACGUAUUCGGCUCCCUCGUUGAACAGUUUAUUGGCAGCUCGUGGAAUCUGCUUACCACAAUCGGCCAGGAGACUAAAUACGAUAUUCUUGUCAGUCGAGCCUUGCAGUUUUUGACCUCCAUUGCAAAGAUUCCAGCCCAUGCAGCAGCCUUCCAGAACGAGGGAACCCUUGGCCAGGUUACAGAGAAGGUAAUCUUGCCCAACGUUACUCUCCGAGAGUCAGACGUCGAGAUGUUUGAGGAUGAGCCAAUCGAAUUCAUCCGAAGAGAUCUUGAAGGUUCCGAUAGUGAUACCCGACGACGGGCCGCUACCGACUUCCUGAGGCAACUCCUUCAAAACUUUGAAGAUUUAGUUACCACGGUAGUGUUAAGAUAUGUCGACCACUACCUGGCGGAUUAUGCAAAGUCGCCUUCCGGCAACUGGAAAUCGAAGGACACUGCCGUUUACCUGUAUUCCUCCAUUGCCGCUAAGGGGACUACAACGGCAAGCCACGGUGUCACAACCAUCAACACCCAUGUCAACAUCACCGACUUCUUCCAAAAGAACAUUGCAUCGGAUUUGGUUGCAGAGACCGGUGUCCAGCCAAUCUUGAAGGUCGAUGCUAUCAAAUACCUUUACUCUUUUAGAAGCAUUAUCACGAAAGAACAAUGGCGAGAAAUCAUGCCCCUACUAGUGAAGCAUCUCGCCUCUUCAGAUUAUGUUGUCUACACUUAUGCCGCAAUUGCCGUUGAGCGAGUGUUUGUCCUCACUGAUGCUUCCGGAGCCCAGGUUGUGCCAGCAAGCGACAUUGCUCCCUUGGCUGGACAGCUUCUAGAGCAUCUCUUCCAACUUGUCCAAAAAGAAUCAUCCGCCCCUAAAGUUCAGGAGAAUGAGUUCAUCAUGCGAUGUAUUAUGCGAGUCCUGGUGGUGAUCAAGGAUGGUGCCGUUCCCCAGACCGAGUCUAUCCUCAAUCACUUCAUCAGAAUUACCCAAAUCAUCAGCUCCAACCCAAGCAAUCCACGCUUCUACUACUACCACUUCGAGGCACUGGGUGCACUCAUCAGAUAUACUGGACCUUCCAACCCGGAUAAGCUUGGCCAGGCUUUAUACGGCCCAUUCUUUACCCUUUUACAGUUCAUGCCAUACGUGUUCCAGCUACUGGCUGCCUUGCUUGAGACAAACCCGAACGGUCCAUUCCCAGCCUACUUCGAAGACAUGAUAUCCCCGAUUCUUGCGCCAGUUAUGUGGGAGCAGAGAGGAAAUGUUCCUGCUCUCGUCCGUUUACUGUCAGCUAUCGUACGACGUGCAGGAGACCUUUUAAGCAAAAACAACCAAAUUGAGCCAAUAUUAGGAAUAUUCCAAAAAUUGGUUUCAUCCAAAGUCAACGAAAGCUAUGGGUUUGACCUUUUGGAGACUGUUAUUUCGACUUUCCCUUCGGCCAUGUUGCAAAACUACUUCUCCACCAUUAUUCAAAUCAUUCUCACCCGACUACAGAACUCGAAGACUGAAAAUUUCUCCCUACGCUUUGUCCGGUUCUACCAUUUCCUCUCCGCCCACCUAGAGAAUGGAUACGGAGCCGAUUUCUUCAUCCAAUGCACCGAAAACAUCCAAAGCGGUGUCUUCACUCCGAUUUAUCUCAGCAUCAUCCUUCCAGAGUCUAGAAAACUUGCUCGACCCCUUGACCGCAAGAUCGCAAUUAUCUCGUUUGCCAAAACACUCUCACACUCCGAAGCCUUUGCCUCUCGUUACAAGAAGGGGUGGGGAUUCACCUGCGAGGCACUGCUUUACCUUCUCGACCAACCCAUUCUUCCCACUACCGGCGAUGAUAUCGUCGCCGAACAUGACGUUGAAGAUAUGUCCUUUGGAGUUGGAUUUACCCAAUUGACCACUAUCCGAAUGCCACCUAGGGACCCUUGGCCCGAAACAGGCCCACAAGUUGGCCAGUGGGCUGCUACGUACUUGAAGGAGGAGAAUAAGAAGAGCAACGGGAAGAUCCAGACUUUUGCCCAAGAGAGACUGAACCCUCAGAUCUUACCUGGCUUGGCCAAGCUUCUUGCUUAG
Messenger RNA from Arthroderma uncinatum, 2874 nucleotides. RefSeq names its product KapE. Gene Ontology annotation, molecular function: nuclear export signal receptor activity; small GTPase binding. The record is from RefSeq and is a predicted model, not a curated record. Gene Ontology annotation, cellular component: nuclear envelope; cytosol. Bases 1 to 2874 code for a protein of 957 amino acids. The transcript is spliced from 8 exons. Gene Ontology annotation, biological process: protein import into nucleus; protein export from nucleus. Lineage: Eukaryota; Fungi; Ascomycota; Eurotiomycetes; Onygenales; Arthrodermataceae.